Molecule: messenger RNA, 1262 nt
Organism: Chinchilla lanigera (long-tailed chinchilla)
Lineage: Eukaryota; Metazoa; Chordata; Mammalia; Rodentia; Chinchillidae
Gene: Gpx7
Product: glutathione peroxidase 7
Exons: 3
Coding region: 194-754 (186 amino acids)
Biological process (GO): response to oxidative stress
Molecular function (GO): glutathione peroxidase activity
Source: RefSeq, a predicted model, not a curated record
CUGGGGUGCGGGCAGGCGGGCAGGGGGGCAGGCGGAGUGGCACGCUUCCUGAGAACGGCUGGGGAAACUGAGGCCCAAGCCCGGCCCCCCACCGCCGCGGAGGACGGGAAGGGGCGCGUCCUGCCCCUCGGGCCGCCUCCUCCCGCCCCCCACGCCGCUCCCCGCCGGGUCCUCGCCUCCCGGGGAGCGAGUCAUGGCGGCGGCCGCGGCGGCGGCGUGGCUGCUGCUGUGGGCCGCGGCGUGCGCGCAGCGGGAGCGCGACUUCUACGACUUCAAGGCGGUCAACAUCCGGGGCAAGCUGGUGUCGCUGGAGAAGUACCGCGGCUCGGUGUCCCUGGUAGUGAACGUGGCUAGCGAGUGCGGCUUCACAGACCAGAACUACCGAGCCCUGCAGCAGCUACAGAAGGACUUGGGUCCCCACCAUUUCAAUGUGCUUGCCUUCCCCUGCAACCAGUUUGGCCACCAGGAGCCAGACAGCAACAGGGAGAUUGAGAGCUUUGCCCGCCGCACCUACAGUGUUUCUUUCCCCAUGUUCAGCAAGGUUGCGGUCACCGGCACUGGUGCCCACCCUGCCUUCAAGUACCUGACUGAGACUUCUGGGAAGGAGCCCACCUGGAACUUCUGGAAGUACCUAGUGGCCCCAGAUGGAAAGGUGGUAGGGGCUUGGGACCCAACUGUGGCACUGGAGGAAAUCAGGCCUCAUAUCGUAGAACUUGUGAGGAAGCUUAUCCUGCGGAAGCGAGAAGAUUUAUAACCACAUUCCCUCUUCUCCCACCCUGCCCAUCCCAUCUAUCUGGGUUCAGCUGACUAAGCAAACUCAAAUGGUGCUUCAGAGGGAAAAACCCACUAAGUCUCUUCCCUUUGCUCUUACCCCACCUAUCCUGUCACUCUUACAGGGGGAAAAAUAAAUCUAAAAUUCUGGCUAUUUGAAUCAAAGAGAAACUAAUAGGCACUCUGGCCAAUGAGAGCCCUUAACAGUGAAUCACCAGCCAGUAAGAACCUCUAGCCAAAGAACCACGUUGCCAGUAAGAACCUUUAGCCAAUGAAAUAUGUGGCAAGUAGAAGUACAUCAAGCAACAAUCUCCUGCCCGCCAGGGCUCUGUCAAAUGGGGCCAAUUCCUGCCUCACAGGCUGUUGUGAGGAUUAAGAUGAAACGCCUAUGAAACUGUGUAGGCAGUGGUAGCUGAAUAAAGGUGUUCAAUAAAUAUUUUUUUGCAUAUAAACCAAAAGAUAACUUGUGAUCAAUAAAAACUUGCACCUAA